This is a messenger RNA of Prosopis cineraria, 1124 nucleotides long. RefSeq names its product probable pectinesterase/pectinesterase inhibitor 34. Gene Ontology annotation, biological process: cell wall modification. Lineage: Eukaryota; Viridiplantae; Streptophyta; Magnoliopsida; Fabales; Fabaceae. Gene Ontology annotation, molecular function: pectinesterase inhibitor activity; pectinesterase activity. The transcript has a single exon. The annotation marks the transcript as partial. The record is from RefSeq and is a predicted model, not a curated record.
UUUAAUUUAACCUGUCUUGCUGCAGCUGCAACUGGUGCCGGUUUCAUCGCACGAGACAUAACAUUCGAAAACUACGCUGGUCCGAGCAAGCACCAAGCGGUUGCCCUCCGCGUCGGAGCAGACCACGCGGUGGUCCACCGCUGCGAGGUCCUGGGAUACCAGGACACGUGUUAUGUUCACUCCAACCGUCAGUUCUUCCGCGAAUGUAACAUCUACGGUACAGUUGACUUUAUUUUUGGAAAUGCGGCUGUCGUUUUCCAAAACUGCAGCCUUUAUGCUCGGAAGCCGAUGGCCCAACAAAAGAACACCGUCACAGCCCAGAACCGAAAAGACCCGAAUCAGAACACGGGGAUAUCCAUCCACGACUGUCAGAUCCUUCCGGCCCCGGACCUCGAGCCGGAAAAGGGAAACAUCUACACCUAUCUUGGCCGUCCAUGGAAAUUAUACUCUAGAACCGUGUACAUGCAGUCAUUCAUGGACGAUCACAUACAUCCGAGAGGAUGGCUGGAGUGGGACGCAUCAUUUGCUUUGGACACAUUGUACUACGGCGAGUACAUGAAUCAUGGCCCGGGUGCGGCCAUUGGAAAACGGGUCACAUGGCCCGGAUAUCGGGUCAUCACGUCACCCGUGGAGGCAAGACGGUUCACGGUGGCGGAAUUCAUAUCUGGUUCGUCGUGGCUGCCGUCAACGGGAGUGGCAUUUUUGGCUGGGCUAUCCACUUAAAUCCAACGUAACAAAGGUUUGGUUUCAUGCCUCGGUCCAAGCACUCUCGUUGGCAACAAGUCUAUUUUCUUAGAAUUAUAAUUUUUAGAUGUACUUAAUAUAGCAUUUCGGGUCUAGUCAUUAUUUUUUUGAAUGAUACGAGAAUAAAUAUGCUGUAAACGGAGAUAGGUCUGGUAAUUUUGGCAUGAUAUGACCGAGAUGUUAUGUACUCUAUAUGACGAAUAAGCACGGAGGAGGAGUUAAAAAAAAAAAUGGCAAUAUUAUAAUCUGAGCAUGGCGACUUGUUCGUCUCAUUUGACUCACACCACGUGGGUUGCGCGGCCCACUUUUGAAGUUCAGAUUAAUGAGCGCUAAUGGCGUGAUCGGUUGGUCUUGACCUGCAAGAGCAGCUCGGCAAGGGC